UUUCUCUUGAUAUUUAUAUAUACACACACGCACGCGUAGGAUGGAAAAAAAGCGUGUCAUUUUAUUUAAAAAAAGCGACGAUGCAUAUCGUAAUUUAUUUGAGAAACAAUACAAACCCGAUUUCAUUCCGGUGUUAGACCAUGCUCUAGAUAACGUUGAAGCACUUGCCAUUAUCUUAAGCCAAGGUCCUCAAGACUGCAAGGGUCUUAUAUUGACUUCGCAGCGCUCAGUAGAAGCAAUAAAUCAGGCGUACAACAUAUGUCGAAUGACCGAUAAAACGCACGAGGAAUGGAAUACAUUGCCUAUUUACAUUGUAGGUCCAAAAACAGCAGACGUAUUAGCACAGUCCCCUUUAUUUCAAAGUCACGAUCAUCGUCAUUGGGUGAUAGCACCUCGAGCAUCCGAAUUAAUCAAAGAUUUGCUAAACUCCUCACAUUAUUUGUUUCUGGCGGGCGAUAAAAGACGCGAUUUAAUACCCGAAGCACUACAUGAAGCACAUAUUCCGUUUCAUGAAGUUCAGACAUAUGCUACAUGUCCACACCCAGAAUUAAAAAAUCGUAUGAAACAUCUUGAUUACCAUGAAGGGGAAUGGUUAGUGUUCUUUAGUCCUUCGGGAAUCAAGUUUAUAAAGGACGCAAGCCCAGAUAGCAUGUCAACAUUGUUUGGUGGUUUGUUUCGCAUUGCUGCCAUUGGUCCAACAACAGCGGAUUUUAUCACAAAAGAUUUAAACUUUCAAGUCGAUGUCGUGGCUGACAAACCGGAUGCGGAGCACUUAUUUGAUGCCAUGGUUCAGUUUGAUACGAAUCAAUAAAAUGCUGCAUAUAUACAUAUAUACAUACAUAUAUACAUAUAUAU
Molecule: messenger RNA, 855 nt
Organism: Gilbertella persicaria
Lineage: Eukaryota; Fungi; Mucoromycota; Mucoromycetes; Mucorales; Choanephoraceae
Product: tetrapyrrole biosynthesis, uroporphyrinogen III synthase
Exons: 1
Coding region: 41-811 (256 amino acids)
Biological process (GO): uroporphyrinogen III biosynthetic process
Molecular function (GO): uroporphyrinogen-III synthase activity
Source: RefSeq, a predicted model, not a curated record